UGUGACUGAAUGUGUGUGUGUUCAGGUCUGAUCAGCCGGUAUCCUGAGGAGGAUCUGGAGUCGUUUCCACUGCCGGACUCUGUCCCGGUCUUCUGUCUGCCGAUGGGAGUGACGGUGGAGAGCUGGCCGCUCAACACUAAAUACCAGCUGCCCGUCUUCUCCACCUUCGUCCUGACCAGCGCCUCCGGAGACAAGGUGUACGGCGCUGCGAUCCAGUUCUACGAGGCGUACCCCCGCGAGUCUCUGUCGGAGCGUCAGUGUGUGCGUCUGGGUCUGCUGAGCGUCGUGGACCGGCGGCCCAUCACCAACCGCAGCGUCCAGGUCAAGAAGAGCAUCUGCGUCCUCUCACACUGGCCCUUCUUCAGCGUCUUCCAGAAGUUCCUCACCUUCAUCUACAGAUACUCCAUCUCUGGACCACACGUGCUGCCGCUGGAGAAGCACAUCUCGAGCUUCAUGCACAACGUCCCGUUCCCGUCCGCUCAGCGUCCUCGGAUCCUGGUGCAGCUCUCUCCGUAUGAUAAUCUGCUGCUCUGUCAGCCCGUGUCGUCUCCGCUGCCGCUCAGUGGGGCCAGUUUUGUGAAGCUGCUGCAGAAUCUGGGUCCGGAGAACGCGUGUUCGCUGCUGCUGGCGGUUCUGACCGAACACAAGCUGCUGCUGCACUCGCUGCGGCCCGAUGUUCUGACGUCCGUCAGCGAGGCGCUCGUCUCCAUGUCGUUUCCUCUGCGCUGGCCCUGUCCGUAUAUCCCGCUCUGUCCGCUGCGGAUGGCAGAUGUGCUGUGCGCUCCCAUGCCCUUCAUCGUGGGCGUCCACUCCAGCUACUUCGAGCUGUACGACCCGCCGACCGACGUGGUGUGUGUGGAUCUGGACACCAACACCAUCUUCCAGUCUGAAGAUAAGAAGCCUCUGUCCUGGAGGUCUCUGCCGAGGAAACAUGGGAAGAUCCUGCUGAACUCUCUGUCCAACCUGCACAAAACUCUGGAGAAGAUCUAUACUCCGGGUCAGGAGGAGGCCACGCUGGAGUUCCUGCUGACGGACUACGAUCUGAUCUACGGCCGUCAGAAGCAGCUGGAGCUGGAGAUCCAGGAGGCCUUCCUGCGCUUCAUGAGCUGUUUGCUGAGAGGAUACCGAUCCUUCCUGCUGCCCAUCACACAAGCGCCCUCCGACCGCACCACGGACUGCAGCUCGCUCUUCCACCUGCAGGGCUUCCUGAAGUCUCGAGACCGAACGCAGCAGAAGUUUUACACGCAGCUCACGAGGACGCAGAUGUUCACGCAGUUCAUCGAGGAGUGUUCGUUCGUCAGCGACCGUCACGGCUGCCUCGAGUUCUUCGACGAGUGUGUGCAGAAGGUGGACGUGGAGAAGCCGGAGGACGUACGUCUGAUCGACCGUGACGAGUGUCACAGCGGGGAACAUACGGUGUUCAUCAUGCCUCCGGAGGAGCCGCAGGAAGCUGACGGCUCCGAGUGUCCCGCACACUACAGCUACGACACGUUCCCGGUCCUCCAGUCGGAUCUGUUCGAUCGGCGGCAGGAUCAGCUGCAGACUCCUGCUAAAGGAAGUGCCCCCAGUAGCCCCGCCCCCCGCCGCACCAAACAGGAGAUAAAGCUGGCACAGAAGAAGGCGCAGAAGUACUCGACGGUGCCGGAGAUGUGGUCCAAAUGUCUGCUGGGUCACUGCUACGGACUCUGGUUCAUCUGCUUACCAACAUUCGUCAGAGCAGAGAGCAAUAAAGUCCGAGCGCUGCACGCCGCAUACGAGGUGCUCAAACACAUGGAGACACGCAAGGUGGUGCUGCCGGACGAGGUGUGUUACCGUAUCCUCAUGCAGCUGUGUGGUCAGUACGGUCAGCCGGUUCUCGCGGUCAGAGUUCUGCUGGAGAUGAAGCGGGCGGGAAUCACACCCAACACCAUCACAUACGGAUACUACAAUAAAGCGGUGCUAGAGAGCAAAUGGCCAUCCACCAAUCAGGGAGGGCGUCUUCGCUGGGCGAAGCUUCGUAACGUGGUAUUGGCCGUGGCUCAUUUCAGGCAGCCAAUCAAACAGCAGCAGAGGAGCGCCUCAUUCAGCAGCCGUGCAGAAGAUGCGCUGUCCAAGCCCCGCGCCUACUCGGCUCUGAUUCGUCAGUCCAGCUGGAGCGGGUUGAGUGAAAGCUCGAGCCACGAAUCACUGACGAGUCUCCCCAAGAGCAACAGUCUGAGCAGCGUUCAGGCAUCAGGAAGCAAGCUGAAGUUGUCAAUGAAAGCAGCUGCGCAGACGGCCGCAGCCUCACGCAAGCCUCCCGCCAGCCGCCGAGACACGCUGAGUCCUCCAGCACCUGUUCUUGUGCGCCGCAGCGACGUCUGCCUGUCCACCUUCUACAGAGACUGCGCAGAGAACGCAGACGCAGACUGCAGGUGUCAGCCGGAGAGGGACAGCAGGUCGGUGGAAGUGAGGGAGACUCUGAACAGAAAGUCGGUGGAUGAAAACUACAACAACGUGUCGUCUCCGAGCCGCGGUCUGGCCGGGAAACUGCAGCAGCUGCUGACGCCCACGAGGAACCGUGCAUCGGUGCGACGAGCUGCAAGCGUAGACGACCGGCGGCCGGGAGCGAACGGACACUCACGCCAGAAACCCUCACGCAAGAGUCAGAUGACCGAGAGUCUGCUGAAGGCCAAGGAGCGGCUGUACAAUGCCACGUCUGAGAGCUCUCUGUCUGUAGGGAGUGACAUUGACAUGACGGACAUCCAGACACUGGUGGUUCCUCACAGGAAGUCAUGGGAUUCUGCACAGGAAGGGGCGGGCAUUGAGGUGCUGAUGUCGAGCUGCUCGCUGUGCCGCAGCUGUAAUUCUCUGGUGUAUGAUGAGGAGAUCAUGGCCGGCUGGUCGUCUGAUGAUUCUAAUCUCAACACCACCUGUCCGUUCUGCUCCGCGCCGUUCGUGCCGCUGCUAAACGCAGAGAUCUGUGACCCAGGGCCCGUCUGCAGUAACCUGAGUGCGGCGGAUGAUCUGGAGAAUAUCAUGCGUCCUCGCGCCGCUCCGGACGACACGCUCCAGCCUCUGUGUAACGGCGUCAGAGAGACGGACUCCAGCUCCGAGACCAGCAGCCAAUCAGAGAGCAGCGUGCCGUCGGUGGGUGGAGCCCCACAGGUGACGGUGGCGUAUCUGAGCCCGCUGGUGCUGCGCAAGGAGAUGGAGAGCCUGCUGGAGAACGAGGGCGAUGCUGUUCUCUCUCAGGUCCAGCUGCUGGACAGUCACUCCAUCCUCUUCUGGAAUCUGGUGUGGUACUUCACUCGCCUCGGCCUGCCCAGUAACCUGCUGCAGCUGCUGCGGACGUCUCCGCUGACCGCACGCCUCCCACAGGGGUCAGAGGGCACGGGGGUGCGUGUGAGGCUGCUGUGGGACACACUGACCCCAGAUAUGGAUCAGUGGCCACCGCUCUACAUGCUCUGGAGGAUUCACAGUAGCGUCCCCAUGCGCAGCUACAGCUGGCGGCAUCACAACCAUCCCUUCAGCCUCAGCUUCCUGGAGGACGUGCUGCGCUGGAUCGGCAUGAACGAGGUACACAAGGCCAUCACGCUCUUCCUGGAUACGGUUGGUAAGCAGCCCGGCACUCCGCGGAUACAGAGGAGUCUGUACAGAGAGAUGCUCUUCCUCACACUGGCCGCCAUGGGCAAAGAUCACGUCGCUUUGUUUGAUAAGCGUUAUAAGGCAGCAUACCUGCGCUUGAGCAGUUCUCUGAGCCGAGAGGAGCUGAGGAGGAAGAGAGUCCAGCCGCCCAGUCCUAAAGCUGUCGACUGCAGACGCUGCUUCCUGCUGCCGCUGGAGUGCUGAUCACACACACACACACACAUAUACACACACACACACACUCCGCCUGUCUCAUCUUGCCAUCGUCUUCACGCUGCUUGAAGAGGAAACGCGAAACACAGUCCGAGCGCUUCUGCUGGUACGCUUACUACAGAUGCCGCUGUGCAUUAUGGGAACGCGUGACCCUUUCACCAAUAACUGCUUCUGUAUCCCACAAUGCCGAGCAAACUGACACCCGGCCGCCCCUCGGAAGAUUUUAUAGGAUCUAAUGUGGCGUCUGAAUUUACCUCGUUUAUUUCUGUUGGUUUGAUCUCAUGGAACUCAAAGAUGAAGAUUCCGGUUGUAAACGCCGGAAGGCAUCAUGGGAGUUUGUUGAGAUGAUCAGACUCUCACUGGUGUGAAGAACAGAUCAUCCAUCGUUCUGUCAUCAUUUCCUCUCAUUCAGACCUGUGUGACUGUCUGUCUGCAGUGAAACACACAAGAAGAGAUUCUGAGAAAUGAACCAGUGUUUUCUGUUCAUAUAAUGACAGUCAGCAGGGUCCAGUGUUGCUUGGCUCCCAACAUUCUUUAAAAUACAGUUACAUUUAUUCAUUUAUCACAUUAUCCAUUUUCAAAAAAUUAGAAGACAUGAGAAGAGAAAAUGAUGACAGAAUGAUGAUUUUUGGCUGAACUGUCUCAUUAAAUGCAUACAUCAUGGUUGAAUUUGUAGAAUUGAUUUAUGAUGUUUUCAGUCAUGUCUAAUGAUAAUGUUUUUUUUGUUUGUUUUAUUUUCUUUUUUUUUAUAAAUACAGUAGGAUAUUUUCUAUAUGUCAGGAUAUAAUACAAAAUUAAAAAAGGAACCAGAUACAUUCAA
Messenger RNA from Cyprinus carpio (common carp), 4639 nucleotides. RefSeq names its product DENN domain-containing protein 4B-like. Gene Ontology annotation, molecular function: protein binding. The record is from RefSeq and is a predicted model, not a curated record. Gene Ontology annotation, biological process: regulation of Rab protein signal transduction. The transcript has 24 exons. Gene Ontology annotation, cellular component: cytoplasmic vesicle. Lineage: Eukaryota; Metazoa; Chordata; Actinopteri; Cypriniformes; Cyprinidae. The coding region runs from base 10 to 3810 and encodes 1266 amino acids.